Molecule: messenger RNA, 1688 nt
Organism: Myripristis murdjan (pinecone soldierfish)
Lineage: Eukaryota; Metazoa; Chordata; Actinopteri; Holocentriformes; Holocentridae
Product: sulfotransferase 6B1-like
Exons: 7
Coding region: 154-1068 (304 amino acids)
Molecular function (GO): sulfotransferase activity
Source: RefSeq, a predicted model, not a curated record
CUCUCUCUCUCGGUGUCUCUCGCUCGCAGCUCAGCAGUCAGCUCAGUGUCUGUCUCACUGAUCUGCUGUUUGUUUUCUUGUUGUUGUUGUUUUACUUUUGCAUCAGAGGAAACUUGAGGCUUUCGUCUCUGAGCAGGUUCUUCACCCAUCAAGAUGGACGGCAACUCGGCUAGAAACACGUUCUUGACCGCGAUAAGGUCCAAGGCGCAGGCGGCGCAGGAGGUGAAGGACGAGGAUAAGCUGUACAGGUAUAAGGGAGUGCUGUACCCCCGCAUCAUGUGUCCCGAGGAGAACCUGAAGGCUCUGGAGAGCGUGGAGGCCAGAGAGGACGACAUCCUGCUGGUGGCUUAUCCCAAAUGUGGUUUUAACUGGGUGGACGGGGUGCUGACGAAGAUCAUGGCGGCAGGAAUGGGAAAGCAGCCUCAAACCUUGAAGUCUCCGCUGCUGGAGUUCUUUGGACCGGACAUGUUACAGGUCCUGGACCAAGUCCCCUCCCCGAGGCUUCUGGGGCUUCACCUGCACCCCGACAACAUCCCCACCUCCUUCUACACCAAGAAAACCAAGAUGGUGGUGGUCUUCAGGAACCCUAAAGACACUGCGGUCUCCUACUUUCAUUUCUGCAACGGCAACCCGGUGCUGCCGUCGCAGUCCUGGGAAACUUUCUACCCUCAGUUCCUGACAGGAGACGUUCCCUGGGGCUCGUACUUUGAUCACGCUCUGGCCUGGGAUAAGAAGAUCGACGACCCCAGCGUCUUGAUCGUCACCUACGAGGAGCUCAAACAGGACCUGAGCGAGGGCGUGCGUCAGAUCUCCAGCUUCUUGGGCUUCAGCCUGACGGACCCUCAGAUCCAGAAGAUCUCAGAGGACAGCACCUUCAAAGCCAUGAAGAAGACCUCCGCCAGCUCCCAUGGCCGUCUGGGAGAUGUAGUCUUCAGGAAAGGUGAGGUGGGCGACUGGAAGAACCACUUCACAGCAGAGCAGAGCCAGGAGAUGGACCGAGCCUUCAGCAAACAGCUGGCAGGAACCAGGCUGGGAGCCCGACUCCACUACCAGCAGCACUGCCAGUAGGACGCAGGGAGGACGCACAGCUUUCACACAUCCAAGCCCUGAUGCCCUUAUGAUAUUCAGGUUUAUCAAGUGAUUCUGAUGAAAUCGACUUUGCAUGGGCCAUGAAAUUCACUUAGUGCCUUUAAAUGAUCCCUGCUAGCCAGCUUAAAUUAGUAUUUGCCUCCAAAGUACGGCUGUUAGGCUGCAGGACGUCCCAUGUUUGUUUUCAGAUUCAGUCUUGCAGGUUUGGUUUCCAGACAGGAGGUGGAGGUGCCUCCUCCGCCUCGUGAGGUAAACCCUUCAGCAGAGGAAUUCCCUUCAUACUGGCAGCGACCUGUAUUCAUAUUGAAUGCUGUUGUGUCGUGUUGUGCAGCUGCUGGGGCUGGAGGCAGACGGAGACUGUAAUCUGUUCUUUUCUGUGAAUCUGUCACAGAGCAUCAGAGGAGAAGACGAGAAGGGUGCAAAGCUUGACCUACAGCGCCAUCAAGUGGUGUGCUGGUAUAUAACACUGUUUUGGGACAUACACCUGUAUAACAACAUAUCUCCAGAGACAGAUGGAGGAAUUUAUUGGCGCAAUAAAACCGAAGAGUGGAAACAUUUUUUCCAACAAUGACUGGUGGAUUCACUUUUUUUUUUUUGCA